UAAAUGGAUGAGCCUGAGAAAGGCUUGAGGCACUGAAAGGUUUUGAUUCAGACCCUGAUCGCAACCAGGGAUGUCCGGGACCCAACUGGGUGAUGAUUCCCCUUCUUGUAGGAACUGGUCAUCUAUUCCAGAGCUGAAUGAAAGUCAGGAGGCUUUUUUAAGUCCCUCUACUGACUACGAUGAUGAGGAAUUUCUGCGAUACCUUUGGAAGGAAUAUUUGCACCCCAGAGAAUAUGAAUGGGUCCUGAUCGCUGGGUAUAUAAUUGUGUUCAUUGUGGCUCUCAUCGGGAACGUCCUGGUUUGUGUUGCAGUGUGGAAGAACCAUCACAUGCGGACAGUUACCAACUAUUUCAUAGUCAACCUCUCGCUGGCUGAUGUUCUUGUCACAAUCACUUGUCUUCCAGCCACUUUAGUGGUGGACAUUACAGAAACGUGGUUCUUUGGGCAGACUCUCUGCAAGGUGAUCCCUUAUUUACAGACUGUUUCAGUAUCUGUGUCUGUACUCACUCUAAGCUGCAUUGCUUUGGAUCGAUGGUAUGCGAUUUGUCAUCCUUUGAUGUUUAAAAGUACAGCCAAACGGGCAAGGAACAGCAUUAUAAUUAUCUGGAUUGUGUCCUGCAUUAUAAUGAUUCCUCAGGCUAUUGUUAUGGAGUGCAGCAGUGUUUUCCCAGGACUUGCCAACAAAACCACCUUAUUCACAGUUUGUGAUGAGCACUGGGGAGCUGAGGUCUACCCAAAAAUGUACCACACAUGUUUCUUUCUGGUGACAUACAUGGCACCACUCUGUCUUAUGGUGUUGGCCUAUUUGCAAAUAUUUCGAAAACUAUGGUGCCGCCAAAUCCCAGGAACUUCUUCAAUAGUUCAGAGAAAAUGGAAGCCACUACAGUUUUCAGCACAGCCCCAGGGGUUGGGACAAUCAACAAAGUCAAGGAUUAGUGCUGUGACAGCUGAAAUAAAACAGAUACGAGCAAGGAGAAAAACAGCACGUAUGCUGAUGGUUGUUCUCUUGGUUUUUGCACUUUGCUAUCUACCAAUUAGUAUCCUCAAUGUCUUAAAAAGGGUUUUCGGCAUGUUUAACCAUGCUGAUGACAGAGAGACGGUGUAUGCCUGGUUUACAUUCUCACACUGGCUCGUUUAUGCAAACAGUGCAGCAAACCCUAUUAUUUAUAAUUUUCUCAGUGGGAAAUUUAGAGAAGAAUUUAAAGCAGCAUUUUCUUGUUGCUUCUGUGGCAUUCAUCAUCACCAGGAUGAGCGUCUCACCAGAGGGCGUGCAAGCACAGAAAGCCGAAAAUCCUUGACCACACAGAUUAGCAAUUUUGAUAACGUUUCAAAACUUUCAGAACACGUUGUACUGACUAAUAUAAACACAAUUCCAGCAAAUGGUGCCAUGGCCAUAUACAACCCAUUGAAGUCAGUGGAACUGCACCUGCACAUACCAGGGAUGAACAUAACUACAAGUUUAGAUGAAUCAGAGAAAGUUUCUGUGGAAGAUACUGGGACAACUGAGAAUACAGAGUGGUCCAGAUAUACCCCUGUGGCUACUAAGCUGACAUCCAUGGAGUUACAUCAAGGAUGAAUUUGGGCCCAUACAUUAAAGGCUACUUGAGAAUACCAAUGUCCUUAUACACCAUGUGAUAGAUCACAACAAUUAGACAAAGGGAUUCCUCCAAAAUGACUGCCUCUUCUAUUUCCUCUCAAUCUUAUGGAAACCUACUUACCUCAUAAUGUGCUAAGAACAUGCAUCUUUGCAAGUCUUUUUAAAAGAAAGCAUUGUAUCAUGCUUUGUAAAUACUGUAGAUAUUUAUUUUUAUAUAUAUUUCAGAUGCCAUGUAACAUUCUAAAAUGUAUCACAUAAAGAGCUAUGAGUAUUUGAAGGCAGAGUUAGAAAACCAUUUAGUUUACAUCCUGAAGCUAUUCAUGAUGGAUUUAAUUGUGAGACACAGUUGCUCUUCUUACGCACCAAUGAAAUUUUACACUUCAACAACUAUAGUAUACUUUUUACCACAUUUUCUGCAGUUUCUCUUGAGAUUGUUAUUGUGGUAUUCACAGCUACUCAUUCCAACAUAACCACAUCCUUAGUCAUGGAAUAUUUGUUUUCUCUAUGUAAUUCUAAACUGAGAAUUUAGAGCCAUUUUCCCUUAAACUUGGGUGCCUAAAGUUAAGCAUCUAAAAAAAACCAAUCUGAUGAUAAAAGGUGCUGAGAAUCUGAAAAUAGUGCUCAAAUCAAUAGGAACUGUAAGGGAUUGGCCACUGAAAUUUAGACUGCUUUAAGGCUGGUGCCUAACUUUAGCAAUCAGUGUCUAAAAAUGUUAGUCUCAAUCAGGUCCCCUGUGGUCUUUCUGUGAAGUUGAAAACACCAAUUUGUCUCGUUUGUUUUUAAGGUUUGGUAUUUCAGCUACUGGUUAGGACUUAGAUCUUAGUAGUUAAUAGAUUUUACUGGAAAAUUCUUUUUUAUCCAUGGAAAAAAUUGAGUUUUCAGCAAAUAUAAAAAAAUCAAAAUAUCUCUAUUGAGAAACAUUGAUGAGGUAACUCACAUGAGCUACAGCUUACGUGGCUCAAACUCCCCUUACCUCUCCUUGAAGCAGUCUGGUCAGAGGUGUCCCAUGUUGCACUGUGUUCCUCCUUCCUGAUAAGGACAGGUGAUGCAUUUUAGGAGGCUUAGCACAGCUGGACCAUAGAUAAGACAUGACAUAGGGAGCACCCAAACUGCACCUUGUGUAAGAUACUGUGACAGGAUAUUAGAAUCAAAAUACAUGAAGAGCAACAUUUUGGGGAAAAUUAGAUCUUUAUGUUUUAAUAAAAAAUGAGUAUGUGACAAACAAAACAGAUAUUUUUCACACACAGAAUAUUUGUUGAAGACCCAAUUUUCCAUAAAAAUGUAUUUGAUGGAAAUUUUUUAUCAGUCCUGGUAAUUAUUUUUUCUAGGUUUUACUGUGACCAGAGACACUUAUAAACUGUUUUUCCUCCCUCCGUUUAUCUCUCUCUGUAUAUCUAAGUAUUUUUAAAGUGCCUAAUUACUCCUCUCAUUUAACUCAGUGUUAUACUUGUAUAACUAUAGAGACUUUGUUGAAAUUACUCCUGAUUUACACUGCUGUGAAGUGAGAGGAAAAUCACUCCUCAUCCUGUUUGUAUAUAAAGUUUUUUUAAAGUAAAAGAAAAAUAAAUAUAUGCGAAAAUAGUUAAAAUAAAA
Alligator mississippiensis (American alligator) is the source of this 3190-nucleotide messenger RNA. It is a transcript of the gene HCRTR2, whose product is annotated as hypocretin receptor 2. NCBI's taxonomy places the organism in Eukaryota, Metazoa, Chordata, Crocodylia, Alligatoridae. Gene Ontology annotation, cellular component: membrane. The record is from RefSeq and is a predicted model, not a curated record. Bases 71 to 1576 code for a protein of 501 amino acids. The transcript is spliced from 8 exons. Gene Ontology annotation, molecular function: orexin receptor activity. Gene Ontology annotation, biological process: circadian sleep/wake cycle process; feeding behavior; G protein-coupled receptor signaling pathway.